This is a messenger RNA of Pseudomyrmex gracilis, 798 nucleotides long. RefSeq lists its product as uncharacterized. Gene Ontology annotation, molecular function: catalytic activity. Bases 1 to 798 code for a protein of 265 amino acids. Lineage: Eukaryota; Metazoa; Arthropoda; Insecta; Hymenoptera; Formicidae. The record is from RefSeq and is a predicted model, not a curated record. The transcript has 2 exons.
AUGGCUUCUCUCGGCAUCCAAAUGACGCAGAUUAACUUGCAUCACAGCAAGAACGCUUCGGCUAUCCUAGCCAGGAGCAUGGCUGUGAUGCAUACAAGUAUUGCACUAAUCCAAGAACUAUGGAUUGUGAAUGGUGCACUCAGCAGCAAGGACCUUACAGUCAUCAAUGUGAGAAUGAAGCUGGCCGAGGAAGAGGACAUGGAAGUAUUAAUAGGGUCAGUUUAUAUGCCCUAUGACUCUACGGAUCCACCACCACAUGAAGAGGUAAAAAACCUGGUGGCCUAUGCGGAGGCCAGAGGGCUCGAACUCCUGCUGGGUUGCGAUGCGAACUCCCACCAUGUAAGAUGGGGAAGCACAGACACCAACCUGCGGGGGGAGAGUCUGCAGGACUACUUAAUGGGCACAGGAUUAACCAUUCUCAACAGAGGAAACGAGCCGACAUUUCUGGACUCCAGAAAACAGGAAGUCAUCCGAGAUAUUACAGUAUGUACAGAGAGGAUGGCGAGUUUGGUGAGAGACUGGAGGGUAUCGAAUGAGCCCUCUGAGUCGGACCACAGACAUAUACGCCUAACUCUUCAACAAAUACCGCAAAUCAGUUGGGUUUGCAACCUACGAAAAACAUACUGGGAAGGCUUUAGGGCUGACCGUAAAGCCCAGCUUUCUGUGGCCCCAACCAAUUUCAGAACCAAAAACAACUUGGAAAACGCGGCGGACUUUUUAAAGAACGCCAUUACAACCGCCUUUGAAUUAAACUACUCAUCAAAACUCAGGAAUCCGGUGAACAAGAUCCACUGGUAG